This is a messenger RNA of Pelodiscus sinensis (Chinese soft-shelled turtle), 917 nucleotides long. RefSeq names its product clarin 3 (gene CLRN3). Lineage: Eukaryota; Metazoa; Chordata; Testudines; Trionychidae. The record is from RefSeq and is a predicted model, not a curated record.
AACUAGGUCUACAAUCUUUAACAGCAGGGAACAGUCUGAAGUUCUCAUUAAGAAGACUAAGGAAACAAGGAUAAAAUCCUGAUCCUGUUCAAGUAAAUUGUGUUUUUGCUGAACCACAAGAAAACCCAUCUCUCUGGAAAAAAAUGCCAUCCAAAAAAAAAUCAUUGAUGUUUGCAUCUGCCUGUUUUAUCAGUCUUUGGUCUUUUGUGAUAGUCUGUCUUGUUCUGGCAUCUAAAAACUGGGUCUCAAGUAAUGUUAUCUUUAUCGAAGGAAAUUCAAGUGCUGUUAUAACCAUCACAUAUGGGGUUUUUGAAGGUGUAUGUUCAAAGAAGGUGAUUGGUGGACUUGAAACGCCUGCAAAAAAUUUUGAAGUGACAUCAAAGCUGGAAAAGACAGAAAUGAAAAAUGUGAACAUUGUGAUUAUCUUGCUCCUGGUUCUCAGUUUACUUAGCUCUCUUAUGAGUUCUGGAUUUACAUGCAGCAACACUGUAAGCAAUCCUUACCAGACUUUUUUGGGACCCAUUGGCGUCUAUACAUGGAAUUCCCUAAGUGGUACCUUCAUACUUCUAACCAUGAUAUUGUUUGCAGUGAAUGUAGAGGCAAACAAAUUGUCUGUAGAGUUGGCUUCAAACUGUAUGUUUUCUACAAGUCGAUAUGAAAGCUCCACAAACAGUUAUGGAUAUUCAUACUGGCUCAUGUUGCUUAUCCUUCUUUUGAAUGUUGCAACUAUCACCAUCAUCAUUUUCUAUCACCAUGCAAGGUAUUCCAAGAGGAAAGAACAGGAGAGACCCAUUGAAAAUGCACCAAAGGAUGGUAUUUUAUUUUAGUGAUACCAGUACUCUCACUUAAAGGUGAUGUGGAAGAAAGUGGCAAAUUAAUGUGGAUAAUCAUGAUUGAUCAUUUAAACUCCAUAUGUA